Molecule: messenger RNA, 573 nt
Organism: Paramuricea clavata
Lineage: Eukaryota; Metazoa; Cnidaria; Anthozoa; Malacalcyonacea; Plexauridae
Source: the annotation of a GenBank genome assembly
GAAUCUCUGGAACGCUUUCAUAAAAUCGAUGUGCUUGUCUUAAACCAUAUUCUGUACGAAAUCAAACUCUGGCAGGCGGACAGAAAUUACAGUGACAUCGCCAAAGCAUUUAAUGUGAAUGUAAUCAGUUACAUUGAACUCGCAACCUUAUUCCUACCCAGUCUGCAAGCAUCACGCGGUCGCCUGUUAAUCAUUUCAUCCGGGCUAGGACUGGUGACGUAUCCCUACUUCGCUCUGUAUUGCUCGAACAAACACGCAUUGCAUGGAUUUUUUAAUGCCCUCCGCCAAGAAAUUGCGCUCAAAGGGAAUAGGAUGUCGGUAACAAUAAGCGUAUUGGGUGCCGUAGCAACUGACAAUGCACUCAAAGCGGGCAGCGGAAAUCCUGUGGCCGGUAGCAACGGCUGGUCUCGGCUUAGCUCCGUAGAUGCUUCGAGUGUUGCCGUUGAAGCAUCGUUGCAUCGAGAAAGACAAAUAUAUUUUCCAUAUUUCUUGAAGCUCCAUGAAAUUGGAAGUGCGCAUUUUCCAGUACUUACGGAAUGGUUGAUACGAUAUGUUUACAAUCUGGACGUUUAA